GACGAUUAUAUAUAGUUGUAUUAGUAGGAGUUAAUGAGUUAAAAAUACAAAGAUAUCUGGCUCAAGUUUGUUGAAUUUUUCUACGUCGUCGUCUCGUACCUCACAGUUGGAAGACAUCCUGAUUUCAUUAAUCUCUGUCAUUGCAUUGUAACAUUGGGUACGGUAAUCUCCAAUCUCUUGUGGUGGUUUAUUAUACUAUUUAAAUUAUAAAACAGUGCCACCACACCAUCAUCAUGGACAAUGGUCUUCAAUUAUUUACUUUUGAAGUGGCAAUGGAGGUUGCCAAUAAAGUGGGAGGAAUAUAUACAGUUCUGAGGACAAAGGCUGGAGUAACAGUUGAUGAGCUCGGAGAGGAUUACUGCAUGGUUGGGAUUGCCAAUGAAAAGUUCGUAGCUAUGGAAGUUGAGAAAAUGGAAUUCGCACAGCCUGCGUUGAGGGGAGCAGUCGAAGAAAUGAGGAAUCAAAAUUUUGGGGUGAUUUCAGGAAGAUGGUUGAUUGAAGGUUAUCCUAAGGUUAUACUGUUUGAUCUUGAUACUGCAUACAGAGAGUUGACCAGUUGGAAAUGGGAUUUUUUCGACAAAACUAAUAUUGGAAUACCAGAUCAUGAUCAUGAAUCACACAGAGCAAUAUUGUUUGGAUUUCUUACUGUCGCUUUGCUUGGACUUUUCAGAGAGAGGUGCGGUCCAAAUCCCGUUGUUAUUUCACAUUUCCACGAAUGGUUGGCUGGUGUAGGACUUGUAAUGACGAGGGCAAGGCAGAUUGAUGUUUCAACUAUAUUCACAACACAUGCUACUCUCCUUGGAAGAUAUCUUUGUGCAGCAAAUAUAGAUUUUUAUAACAAUUUAGACAAGUUUCAUGUUGAUAAAGAAGCAGGAGAUCGACAAAUUUAUCACAGAUAUUGUAUGGAAAGAGCGGCCGCCAAUGCUGCUCAUGUCUUUACCACUGUAUCUGCUAUCACUGCAUUUGAAGCUCAUCAUCUGUUAAAAAGAAGGCCAGAUUUGAUCCUUCCAAAUGGUUUGAACAUUAAAGAUACACAAUGCAUUCAUGAGUUCCAGAAUCUCCAUGCAGUUUCAAAAGAAAAAAUUCAUAAUUUUGUACGCGGCCAUUUCUAUGGCCAUUUUGAUUUGGAUCUGGACAAAACGUUAUAUCUAUUCAUUGCUGGUAGAUAUGAAUACACAAACAAAGGUGCCGAUGUUUUUAUUGAAGCUUUAGCAAGACUCAAUCAUAGGAUGAAGCAAGCUGGAUCUGAUGUUACAUUUGUUGCUUUCCUCAUCUUUCCUGGUGCUACAAACAAUUUCAAUAUUGAAAGUUUGAAAGGUCAAGCAGUCGUUAGACAACUCAGAGAGAGUGUUAAUGUUAUCAAGGAAACCAUAGCUGAAAAAGUUUUUGAUAAAUGUUUGAGAGGUAAUCUACCAACGAAUGAUGAAUUGUUGUCGAGAGAUGAAAUUAUUACUUUGAAAAGAUGUAUGUACGCUAAUCAAUGCAGAACUCUUCCUCCUAUUGUCACUCACAAUAUACUCAAUGAUGGGGAGGAUCCGAUUCUGAAUCAACUUCGUUCCGUUCAACUGUUCAACAAGAAAGAAGACAGAGUAAAAGUUAUAUUUCAUCCUGAGUUUUUAAACCAAACUAGUCCUCUUCUACCCAUGGAUUAUGAUGAUUUUGUUAGGGGUUGUCAUAUGGGCGUAUUCCCAUCUUAUUAUGAACCCUGGGGUUAUACUCCGGCUGAAUGUGCUGUAAAAGGAAUUCCAAGCAUUACAACAAAUUUGAGCGGGUUUGGUUGUUUUAUGGAAUCUCAUCUAAAUGAUCCACAGGCAUAUGGAAUUUAUAUCAUGGACAGAAGAUUUAUGUCUCCUGAUUCAUCAUGCAAUCAACUAGUUGAUUUUCUAUUCAGUUUUUCACAAAUGACGAGACGGGAAAGAAUUAUUCAGAGGAAUAGAACAGAGCGACUCAGCGAAUUGCUUGAUUGGGGAAGAUUGGGAAUGUAUUAUACAAACGCUAGAAGACUUGCAAUUGAACGCACGCAUCCUGAGUUUUUGGAAAGAGGUCCUGGAUUUGUAUCUUCUCAUUCACCAGCUGGAUCAGUCAGAUUGCCUCGUCCUUAUUCUGCUCCUGGUUCACCGUUUGGUUCUCGGCCAACUUCUCCUCAUCCAUCCGAAGAUGAUGAUGAUGAAAGAAAAUUUGUGCCCUAUGAUGAAGCAGACAGUGGUUUAACAUUGAGAAGUAACAUUCAUUCAAUCGAUACAGAAAGUACAGGAAAUUCAGAAGUCAAUUCAAAUGAUUUAGAAUCACUUUCAAAACUAUCUGUCUCUUAGCUACAAAGCAGGAACUCGACAGAGCGAACAGAGACAGAAUUUUGAUAUGCAUGACAGAGCACACAUAUAUGUAGACCUCAAUUGCUUGAUUAUUAAUUCCUUCCAUCACCUAUAUUUCAUUUGAAAUAAUAACGUUGGUGCAGCAUUUUGUGCCGUCACAACACAUGAUCAAGUUGAAUUUUUGAUAUAGUUGUGGCAGUUUUUGUGAUUGCUACAAGUACUUUUCUCAUUUGUGAUUUUACUUGCAAAUGGAUUCUAUAUAUUGUAUUUGAAAAACAGUAUCAUGGGAAAGCAUGAGUCAUUAUUUUCAAAUACUCAUAAGACGUAUGAAACUGACUAUGCUUGAUGAAUUUUGACUAAAAUUUCAGACUAACAAAAUUUUUACUCUCAAAAGUUUUUGGUAUUCCUAUUUAGGUAGUUUCAGCUGAAAGGUUUACCACAAAAUCCUGGUUUUUCCCAAAUACUUGGGAAUAUGCCCAACUCUGAUUCCAAAUCCUGAAUUGCUUAAUAGUCAUGGUAGAAAUCUCAAUACAGGGUGGCCAUAAAGUCACACACCGAGGUAGGAAUCAGAAAUCCAGAGUUCACCAUCCACUUUAUCAUUGCUAUCAAUCAUUGUCAAGCAAUUUUCAGUUCAUUAAUGCUUUUCUCAAAUGGUUACAAUACUGUUUCGCUGUAUAUUUAUUUGAAAUUUUGUUAUUUUGCUAAAUUUUAAAAAGACUAUACAUUUACGAACAAAGAAGAAAUCUCAGCACUAAAUAGGCUUGUUUAAAACUGUGUAGGGUACCUACACUCAAUAUUAUUUAAUUCUGUAAAUUUUCGUCUUCUAUAAAUAAAUGUGUGAUCUAAUUGUAAUAUCACUUAUGUUUUGGCAAGGAGAUUGUUAUAUUGAAUUAUAAAAAAUAUUUUUCUAGAUAUGGAUUUUUGUAACUAAAAUCUUUAUAGACUACCCAUGAACUAGAUCAUUUAUGUUGCAGCUUUUUACCUUUUCAUAUCAAUGUGUUAUUUACCCAGAAUCAGACAGUGUCGUUAUUAAUUUAUCAUUAUUGCAUUUGUUGAUCAAUGUUGCUUCAAAGUUCACAGUCUUUAUUAAUUGAUAUAUAUUACGAUGUUUAGUAUAUAUUUAAAUUUAAAACAGUGGAUCUCGAACUUUUUAAGCCGCACCCCCUUUUUAGAAUACGUCAAGUCUCGCACCCCACCUCAUAAAUAGAUAGCUAACCAUAAGCUACAAUAACAGAUAGUAUGGCGAAAAUAAAAGACAUAUUGAAAAUAUGUGGAUGGAAUUGAAAUCUUCAAACAAUAAAGAAAUGUAAAUAUCCAAAAUAAGGCGGACAUGAUUAAAUCUAACAAAUAAGAGGUGAUAAACGCCGCUGUUCCGAAGUGGAAAAACUGUCCUGUAGAGUCUCGUACAAUGUGCACAUUAUCGUCAUGGAUCUACAUUCUACAGGGUUACUUGAGUGGCACAUAGAGAUGCCUUUCAGUUACUGUACCAGAAAAUAUUGAGGGCUCCCGCUGUCCCUGGCCAUUUC
This is a messenger RNA of Styela clava, 3838 nucleotides long. Its product is annotated as glycogen [starch] synthase, muscle-like. The record is from RefSeq and is a predicted model, not a curated record. Lineage: Eukaryota; Metazoa; Chordata; Ascidiacea; Stolidobranchia; Styelidae. Gene Ontology annotation, biological process: glycogen biosynthetic process. Gene Ontology annotation, molecular function: alpha-1,4-glucan glucosyltransferase (UDP-glucose donor) activity. Gene Ontology annotation, cellular component: cytoplasm.